This is a messenger RNA of Arachis ipaensis, 1994 nucleotides long. The record is from RefSeq and is a predicted model, not a curated record. Lineage: Eukaryota; Viridiplantae; Streptophyta; Magnoliopsida; Fabales; Fabaceae.
AAAAGACGCACAAACACAUACAUAUCUCUCUCGCAAACUCAAAAACCCUUUCUCUCUCUCUCUCUCUCUCUCUCUCUCACACACACACAAAACCGUUGCGUUUCGCUGAAAUCCGAAACGCGUUGCGGUUACUUUCACGCUAUCAUAGAAACCGCUCGAAACUUCGGAUUUUCUCGCUUGUUCGCUCUCUCUUUCUUCUGCGGCUGUCAUGGCUGAGCAACCAAGCUCCGCCGAAGCUGUCACGGAGGGAGCGCCGGAGCUUCUCCCGAAAGAGAAGGAUUCAGAAGGCGGCGAAGGUGGAAACGAACAAGGACAACAAGGGAAGGCGUCAGAGGGAGAAGAACGAGCUAGCGAAUCGCCUUGCGAAACUGAGUCGCAGCGCGCCGUGAUGAAGAGUUCUGAUAAACCUCUGAAGGGGUCGAAUUCAGGAACCCUAGCUGCUGAAUCACUUGUUGUGAACAAUCGGAGUGAUGAAUUGCAGGGGAGCCCUGCUACGCCGGAUAUGGAUGUCAAAGCUGAAAGUAAGUAGGUCAUUUCAUGCUCAGGAGACAGAUGGACCUCGUGAAAAGGAAACUAUUGCAAGUGAAGCAGUACAACCACCUCCAACUCAGAUAGAAAAUCAGCCACAGGUGUCUGCAUGUUCAACUCCAUUGUCAGAACUGUCACCAACCUCUGUUACACAAUCUUUAUCAUCUGUUCCUAGUCAAAUUGUCCCCAAACAGAAAAUGCCACCUUUGAAGAUUAAUAAUGUUCAUGUGCCACAAUUGGACAAAAAAAUUCCUUCUGGUGGCAAACAUGUUUCUUGUGGUUCUGUUGCAAGGGUUUCAGUUUCUGAUGGUUACAGCUGGCGGAAGUAUGGUCAGAAGCAAGUGAAGAGUCCCACAGGGUCUCGAAGCUAUUACAGGUGUACUCAUUCAGAAUGUUCUGCAAAGAAGAUUGAAUGCAAUGAUGAUGUGGGUCGUGUAAUAGAUGUUGUUUAUAAAAGUCAACACAGUCAUGAUCCCCCACAUAAGCCUAAUUCUACAAGGGAAAGUAAGUUAGUGUCUUCCAGUGAACCUCCUAAUGUAGAAAACAAAGUUUCUCAGCAGCUAUCUAUCAGAGGUCUGAAAAACUCUGAUCCGUCUCCUUCAAAAGAACCCUUACAAGAUGCACCUCGCACUGCUGACAAGAAAAGACCAAACUCAUCUAAUCUCAGUGACAAUGGUAAAGUUAUUUUGAAGGAGGAGCACGUUAAUGAGCCAGAGCCAAAAAAAAGAAUGAAGAAAGAUGACUUAGCAGACUUGGAUUCCCCUGUAAAAUCUGGAAAGAAAUCAAGGUUUGUUGUACAUGCAGAAGGGGAUGUAGGUAUAUCAGGUGAUGGAUACCGAUGGCGCAAGUAUGGACAGAAAAUGGUGAAGGGGAAUCCACAUCCGAGAAACUACUACAGAUGCACUUCUGCUGGGUGUCCUGUCCGAAAACACAUUGAGACUGCUGUUGAUAACUCGAACGCCGUCAUCAUAACAUACAAGGGUGUACAUGACCAUGACAUGCCUGUGCCAAAGAAACGACGUGGCCCACCCAGUGCUCCUCUUGUGGCUGCUGCAGCUCCGGCAUCCAUGAACAAUUCGCAGUCAAAGAAAAAACCUGAUUCUCCUCAAAAACAGAACAAGUCUACUCAAUGGUCGGUGGACACUGAAGGAGAACUAAGCGGGGAAGCCAUGGAUCUUGGAGGUGAAAAGGCAAUGGAGUCAGCUCGCACACUUCUGAGCAUAGGAUUCGAAAUUAAGCCAUGCUGAAUUCAUGUUUUAAGAGAUCAUACACUUGUAUCUGUAUAAUUGGCAGGUCUCCCUGCUUGUUUUCUCUUUUUUGUUAUUAUUUUAUUUUUGUUUCCUACAUAGUGUUUUUAGUGGAACAGCUCGUGUAUAUUUUCUUGUACACCAUUUUAAUUUGUCUGAAACAGUUUGCUAGUAGUCGAGCCCAUAUAGAAUGGAUUGGCAUAGUUUCACUUUUUCCCG